CUUCACACCUUCUAGACGGAAGCUUGUCUUAUGACGAACUCGGAGCAACAACGCCCACGAUUUCCCUAGGUAAUAUAUCGACAUAUCCAUAACGACUUCCUAGGUUGGCGACAACGACGAUAACUCCUGUUUCUUCUUUUGAGUUUUGGAUAUCUUAAUUUUGACAAACAUGUCUAGUUAACAGCGUCGUUUCCAUCUCAAGCAUUAGAGUAUCCCUUCCGCUUUGUGCUAAGCAUGCAUGAACUCUGCAUAUGAUUCCUCUGGACUCCAGGCUAUCGGUUUCACGGUUCAGCCUUGAGAUCUACACGUUUGAUCUAAGCCUACAAACACGUGGUUGCAUCAAAUACCAAACAUCAUCAACAACUCGAGGGUCGAGAGUAUGCCAAAAUGAUCAGUCGAGGAGGAGGUUCCAUCAUGCGAGGAGGUCGCAUUCGGCCUCCUCGACGGGCUGUAACCUCCUCUGGUCCGCUCGACGAAUUCGAACAGUGUUGGGAGAAGCUUCAGGAAGCAUUCCAUGACAUACACACUCGCAACGCCGGAAAGCUUUCCUUUGAGCAGCUUUACCGAUAUUCGUAUAAGAUCGUACUUAAGAAGUCAGGCGCGAAGUUGUAUGAGCGAGUGAAGAAAUUCGAGGAGCAAUGGUUCGCCGACGAAAUCAUACCACCUAUCCGAGCUCUUAUAACGACGAAUUUGGUCAGCAUCACACUUGAUGAGGCCCGCGGAACAAGCGCAGUUGAGCGGCGUGCUAUGGGCGAGAAAUUUCUUAAAGGUGUUAGGACAUCAUGGGAAAACCAUAACAUGUCGAUGAACAUGAUUGCCGACAUUCUGAUGUAUCUCGAACGAGGAUACGACCGCGAUCAUAAUCAUCCUCUCAUUUACGCGACGACUAUUGGUCUGUUCCGUGACCACAUCCUGAGAUCAGACCUGAAGGAGAACGGAUCCAACUGUCAAGUUUUUGACAUCCUCAAUGCUACUAUCAUUGACCAUAUCAAUAUGGAGAGAGAAGGAGAUGUCAUCGACAAGGCUUUAUUACGCAGCUGUACUUCUAUGCUGGAGGAUCUUUUUGAGACAGACGAAGAGAAUUCGCAGGAGCAACUAUAUCUAACUACGUUUGAGCCUAUCUACCUCCAAAGUAGCAGCGUCUUCUACAAAGCCGAGUGCGAUAAACUGAUCCGUGAGGCUGACGCCAGCGCGUGGCUCCGAUAUACCCAGAGACGACUUGCGGAAGAGGCGGAGCGAUGUCAGACGACAAUUUCCCAGUUGACACUCCAGAAGAUCAACAACGUAGUCGAGCAAGAACUCAUUGUGAAGCACAUCGAGGAUUUCCUCAACCUCGAAGGUAGCGGUAUUAAGGCUAUGAUUGAUAACGAUCGAAUCGAGGAUCUCACUAUCCUUUACCAGCUCAUAGCUCGCGUUGAUCCUAAGAAGGUCGUGCUACGUAAAGCUCUCGCGACUCGGGUUGUCGAUCUUGGCAUGGAAAUUGAGCAAGUACUCAAAAGCACUGAUUUCAGCAUAUCACAACAGGCUGAUGGGGAAGAGCCUCCUGAUGGAGCGGAGAAAUCCAAGCCAAAGACUUUGAACGCUGCGGCCCAGCAGACAGCGGCGGCAGUCAAGUGGGUUGAUGAUGUGUUGAGUCUCAAGGACAAGUUUGACAGACUAUGGACCGCCUGCUUUGAAGAGGAUCUGAUUUUGCAGACGGCAUUAACGAAGAGUUUCUCGGAUUUCAUCAAUUCCUAUGAUCGCAGCUCAGAAUACGUUUCACUCUUCAUCGACGACAACCUAAAACGAGGUAUCAAGGGUAAGACGGAAGCAGAGGUCGAUAUCGUGCUUGACAAGGCGAUAACUCUCCUCCGAUAUCUUGGCGAGAAGGAUAAAUUCGAGCAGUACUAUCAGAAGCAUCUCGCUCGCCGCUUAUUACAUUCCAAGUCAGAGAGCCAAGAAGUGGAGCAAGAGAUGAUAUCACGCAUGAAGCGCGAGUUAGGCAAUUCUUUCACACACAAGUUCGAGGGCAUGUUCAGAGAUAUGCGGACGUCCAAGGAGACAACAGAACAGUAUCGGGAUCACAUCCGUGGCCUUGGUGAUGCAGACGAGAAACGAAUUGAACUCAGCAUCAGUGUUCUUGCUGGCAACAACUGGCCCAAGGAAGUCAUGGGUCGUACAGGUCUCGCUGAUGGACCAAGAGCGAAAGCCAUAUAUCCACGUGAGAUUCAAGGGCUUCAGGAUAGUUUCUUCAAGUUCUACAGUAUCAAUCGCAAUGGCCGUAUACUCACUUGGCUUGGAAGUGCUGGCAGUGCUGAUAUCAAGUGCCUGUUCCCCAAGGUCCCCGGCAAGACCUCCGGCCCUCUCAGCAGAGAACGCCGCUACGAAAUCAAUGUGGCUACUUAUGGAAUGAUUGUCCUGAUGCUAUUCAAUGAUAUUGCUGAGGGCGAAUGGCUGUCUUUCGAAGAGAUUGAGCAGAAAACCAACAUUCCACAGCUCGAUUUGGUCAAUGUGUUGACAUCACUCUCGGUGAUUAAGCAGUACCGCGUCCUUUUGAAGGAGUCACAGACGAAAGCAGCCGCCAAACCAGGAGAUAGAUUCACAUUUAAUCGCGAAUUUGUGAGCAAGGCUAUUAAGAUUAAAGUCCCUUCGAUCAAUGCCAGCAAUAGAGUCGAGAACGAGGAGGAACGCCAGGAGACCGACAAGAAGAAUGAAGAGACGAGAAUGUACAUUACGGAUGCCGCUAUCGUCCGCAUUAUGAAGCAACGCAAGGAACUCGGUCAUUCCCAACUCAUUACGGAAGUUAUACAAGUCUUGACAAAUCGGUUUAAACCCGACGUGUCACUUAUAAAACGUCGAAUCGAAGCUUUGAUAGGCCGCGAUUACCUUGAGCGAUCAGAGCUAGCGGAUGGCUCACCGGCCUAUCAAUAUGUCGCCUGAUAUCCCGAUCUCCUCAUCUUAUAAGGUUCGACCUUACAGGUUCAGCAAAUAGUAACCUUGUCCAGGUGACAUGAGUUCACUAGUUAAGGGAGGAAGUUGGUGCGACGGGCUUAUGCUUCGGGCUUCUAGCCCGUGGUUACGCCUAAAUCACCAUCCGCAAUUCUAAAUACGGGAUACUUGUUCCGUAUAUAUUAAGGCGACAUUAUGGUAGUUGCCACGGAUAGAUAGUUUCCCCCAAGGUUUGGAUUAGGGCAAACCCCUUUUCCAAGUGAGGGAUAAUAUAUUGUGCUAAUGGGAAACGUGUUUCAUCUCAAUGCAUAGCAGUGGCGAAACGGUGGGAUGAGGCUAUAGUCCGUUUACAAUGGCUGAGGGGAUGGAUUGUAAAUGCAUAGUAGCUAAGCAAUUGCCAUGAAUGAAUGGAAAAGCUGAUUCUAACCCCUCUUCUCUACCCAGGUAUCUUUUUAUGGCACAUAAGUAUUGGAUCAUAACCAAUGUGCUAUUGGACAAUCUGGCUAACUCCGUAGACCCAAUAAUUCGAGUCUUUGCUUGUAAAA
Molecule: messenger RNA, 3473 nt
Organism: Annulohypoxylon truncatum
Lineage: Eukaryota; Fungi; Ascomycota; Sordariomycetes; Xylariales; Hypoxylaceae
Product: putative cullulin 3
Exons: 3
Coding region: 388-2919 (843 amino acids)
Biological process (GO): protein ubiquitination; ubiquitin-dependent protein catabolic process
Cellular component (GO): Cul3-RING ubiquitin ligase complex
Molecular function (GO): ubiquitin protein ligase binding
Source: RefSeq, a predicted model, not a curated record